AAGCUGUAAGCUAAAGUACAGUGCCACUCGCCCCUUGUGUAGUGUUCCCAGCUCCUGAAGCCACCGCUAGUUGCAAAACCCACGCCGCGGGCGGGGUGUUUCAAUCUCUCUCUACAUUCACCUCAUCUCAUCUCAUCUCAUCAGAAACUGCUCUCAAAUCUCUUCCAUAGUUUUCUCUCUCCUAUUUCUCUGACUCUGGUUUGUUGAGAUUCAGCCAUGAGAUCAUAUUCAUCCUUCGUUUUCCUCACUUUCUUAACCUUGUUCCUCACUUGCCUUCUCCGAUUCCAAGCCAAUGCUGCUCCUGCAGGACCCUUGAUGAAACACUUGAACUCUCUUCUCAAAUUGACGAGGUCUUCCUCCAAAAUACCCCAUUCAGAUGGAAAUGUUCUUCAAUUUGAGGAUGGGUACCAUGUUGAAACUGUUGUGGAGGGGAAUGGGCUUGGAGUUGUGCCCUACAAAAUUCGCGUCUCAGAAGAUGGUGAAUUAUAUGCUGUCGAUUCAGUUAAUAGCAACAUUGUCCGGAUUACUCCGCCCUUGUCCCAAUAUAGCAGGGCAAGAUUGGUUGCUGGUUCAUUCCAAGGUUACACGGGCCAUGUAGACGGAAAGCCAAGUGAUGCUCGUUUCAAUCAUCCACAGGGUGUAACCAUGGAUGAUAAAGGAAACGUGUAUGUUGCUGAUACCUCGAACCUUGCCAUCAGGAAAAUAGGAGAAGGAGGCGUGACAACAAUUGCUGGCGGAAAGUCAAAUGUAGCAGGGUAUAGGGAUGGGCCAAGUGAGGAUGCCAAGUUCUCAACUGACUUUGAUGUGAUAUAUGUUCGCCCUACGUGUUCAUUACUAGUUGUUGAUAGAGGAAAUGCUGCUCUUCGUCAAAUCUCCCUUAACCAAGAGGAAUGCGAUUAUCAGUACAGCUCAAUUUCUCCCGCAGACGUACUUAUGGUCAUUGGUGCCGUCUUAGUAGGAUAUGCUUCAUGCAUGCUUCAACAGGGAUUUGGACCUUCUUGUUUCUACAAAGUGGUGCAGAAACAUCCAUCAGAAAGUGACUCUCAUGACCAACAGAGCAAGGAGAAAUCCACUCCUAUUGUUGAACCCAUCAAGGAGGAACAAGAAGCAGAGGGGUGGCCUUCUUUUGGAAGGCUCAUAAUUGAUCUAUCCAAGCUCACAAUUGAAGCAUUGGCUGGGAUCUUUCUCUACUUCAUCCCCCUUCGUUUCAACCGCAAGAUUUCCAAGACCGGUGGUCUCACUCCAAUGAAAGAUUCUCUGAAAAUGCCCGAAGAUGAGGCCGAGACCCCCUUGGUCCGAAAGCAAAGAACUCCCACUCCUCUCUCUGAAACCCGACAAGCCCAUACUCCCAAUAUUGGUGACAAGUAUUCAGAGAUGAAACCGCCUAACAUAAGAUCAGCCAGUUUCAAAGACCCUUCUCUGUCAAGCAAGCACAGAUCGUCAAAACGGCAAGAAUAUGCGGAAAUCUAUGGAUCAGGGGAGGUCCCACCUUACGGUCAACAUAAUAGGUCUAAGAGUCAGAAAGAAAGGACAAAGCAUCGACGGGAGAAAAGUGUAGAGACGGGUUUUGGAGCAGUAGGGAUGGAACAGAGACCUGUGGAGAUGAAGCCUGUGAAUUAUGACGAUCCGAAGUACGACCGUUACAAUAUGAGGAGCAAAUAUGGUGAUUCAUUCAAGUUUUGAUUACACCACGACUUCUUAAUACUCUCCCGGCUUUUGUUAUCCGAUGGAUUGUGAUGCAUGUUCCUUCUUCUUGUCUGUAGUUGAGCCAACCCCGGAGUCACGGACCGACUUUGUACACUGUAGCCUAACGAAGAUCAUUCAUGCUUGUGCCUAAAUUUGUAUGCUAGAUUCUGGUUAUGUUUAGCUUUACGCAGUGUCUUUUGUGCA
Messenger RNA from Rhododendron vialii, 1890 nucleotides. RefSeq lists its product as uncharacterized. The transcript is spliced from 7 exons. NCBI's taxonomy places the organism in Eukaryota, Viridiplantae, Streptophyta, Magnoliopsida, Ericales, Ericaceae. Gene Ontology annotation, molecular function: protein binding. Bases 217 to 1683 code for a protein of 488 amino acids. The record is from RefSeq and is a predicted model, not a curated record.